UCAUUGAAGUCUACACAAAUCAAUCUAGUUUCUUGUAUUUUUGUGCAAAAAAUCCUUUAUUUGGACGAUGAUAGCAAAAAACACGGCUUCUAAUGAUAGCUCGCGAGUGGACGAGUCUGCUGUGAAUUAAGUGCUGGCGCCGUUACUAUGAGUACCUCCGAAUUGGACAGCCGAAACAUUGCGAUUUCCAUGAGAAAGUCGGUGGAGAACUUGGUAAUCUCAUCGCAGGAUGCCAUAGGGCAGAGCAUCAGCCAGGCCCUCACUUUCUCUGGAGUCAUCUCGCAGCACACCAAUCAGAUCUUACAGGAAAAUAGAAAUCUCUCCCGGUCACCGUCUCCUUCUCUCCGCAACACUGACGGCAUAGAUCUUCUAGAUAAUGACAAGUUGAGCGAGACAGCGAUACACGUUCCAUCGCACCCGGCCGGCGACACGGUGUCCGUGUCCAGCGCCAGUGAAGUCAACCUCGCCUCGCUGCCCGGCAAGGACAACCCUAAGCUAACCUCCCCGAACCCUGCGCGCGCCGACUCCGCCGGCCGCACCAAGAAGAAGAGCUGGUACACCUCACUGUACCCCACAUACAAGAGCAAGUCCGAUGACUUCAAGCGGCUGUUCAAGGAUCUACCAGAUGACGAGCGGCUCAUCGUCGAUUACUCAUGCGCGCUCCAGAAGGACAUUCUGGCGCACGGGCGGCUGUACGCAUCGCAGAACUACCUCUGCUUCUACGCCAGCAUCUUCGGCUGGGAGACCAGCAUGACGCUGCGGUGGAAGGACGUCACCGCCAUCACCAAGGAGAAAACCGCACUCGUAAUCCCAAACGCGAUCCUAGUAUGCACGGACGGCGAGAAGAACUUCCUGACAUCAUUCUCCGGCCGCGACAAGGCGUACCUGAUGCUGUUCAGGAUCUGGCAGAACGCGCUCAUGGACCAGCCGAUGACCAGCCAGGAGAUAUGGCAAUGGGUGCACAGCUGUUACGGUGAGGAGUUGGGGUUCAAUUCCGACGACGAGGGCUACGGUCGCGACCUGCCAGUAGACAUCGUGCCGCCAUUGCCCGACGCCAUCGAGGAUCUGGUGGACUCGUCGUCGAUGGAGGCGGGCGAGGAGCCCCGUGCCGUGCGCUCCGAGCGAAACAGGGACAGAGACUCCUCGCCGCCCCUCGUAACGAACGGCUCCGGCGGGUACGCGGGCGGCGGCGGCGGCGAGGGGGAGGGGGACACCCUGCCCACCGACAUGUCCGACACUAGCGACAGCGAGGACAAGCCGCAUAGCGCAGCGGAGAAGUGCUCAUCCCCGCACGAGGGCAAGGUGCUGCUGCACCAGCAGUUCCCCUUCAACAUCGACCAGAUGUUCACCAUGAUCUUCACCAGCUCCAAGUUUAACCUGGAACUGCUGGCGGCGCGGGGCGCCCGGGACUAUGUGCAGGCGCCGUGGCAAGCGGCGGCCGGCGUGAAGUGUCGGCAAGUGAGUUACGUGCUGGGGCUCACGUCGGGCCCCAUCGGCCCCAAGGAGGUCCACGUCACCGAGACACAGGUAAUGAACAAGUGUUCGAAGCCCGGAGCGUUGUACUCGAUAGACGCGACGAGUGAAAACGCCGGCAUUCCGUACGCGGACUACUUCACCGUGGAGGCGCACUACUGCCUGCAGCGGGUGUCCGAGCACGUCACUGACUUCGCCUUCUACGGACACAUCAAGUACAAGAAGAGUGUGUGGCCGAUGAUCAAAGCAUUCCUGGAGAAAAACGCGAUGUCAGGUCUGGAGGAGUUCGCGCGGCUGAUGGAGUCGCGGGUGGCGGCCGAGGCGGACUCCGCUGCGCCCGCCGCCAGGAAGGCUCGCAGGCAUCGCCGCGCCACCAGUGAGCAUACACUACCCUCUACCCCUUUACCACACUCCGGACACUUCAUAGUUGAAUCGGGGCCAGUGUCGUUACACGCUGUCGUUUGUGACAAGAUGCGUCGCGGACACAUUUUUGCAGAGAUUGCUCCGUCGUCGGCGGAGCCGGCGGCGGCGCUAGCGGCGGGCGGCGCGCCGACGCUGCGCGCGCCACGGCGGGCGGCGCCGCCUCGCGGCCGCGGCGGCGCGCUGGCGGGCGCCGCGCUGGCGCUGCUGCUGGCCGCCAACGCGCUGCUGUACUGGCGCCUGUGCCACCCGCCGCACCACCACCACGACUGGCACGACAGGAUGGAGAAAGUGAACACCCCAGGCAUGGGCGACUGGUCGGCGCUGCUGGAGGCGCACACGCGGCGCCAGCGCGGACAGCUGUUGGCCUGGAGGGACGCCCUCGAUGCUACCGUCGCACAUCUACACCAGACAGAGCAAGCGCUAAGAAAGCUGCUCGAAACUAUAGAGCCGUCACUGGCAAAGGCGGAGGAAGAGGCAGCUAUGGAAGCGAGCGGCGAGGGAGACGGGAGGGAGCAGGACGACGCUAGUGCGAGACCUCCCGAAGAAACCCCUCCACAGCCGAAGAAUGAACUGUGAACAUCAGGGGGCGCACCCCUGGUCAACGGUAACGAAGGGGAUCGGAGGUAACUUAGCGCUAAGCGACGCGGAUAAGUUAGAAACGUGUUGAGAGCGUCAAGUAUCUUGGAUACUCUAAGCAUUCCUUUUUGACACACCCUGCUUGUAGAAAUUCAUUGGUGCCAAUUCUGGCGUACACUUAACCUUAUUUUGACAGCUCUUGAACCAGUGCCGUCCUUCACUUACAAUAAAUGUAAGGUGAUGGUGUUAGUUAUAGUCCUGUCAAAUUAAGUUGGUGGUUUCCCGAAUUGGCACCAUUAUUUUAAUUUGCCCUCAUCAGGCGGGAAGGUCGAAUGUCAAAAGGUAUUCCUUUUUUAUUAUGCAAUACUGACAAACUGUGCUCUUGUUGCACUGUGGUUAUUUGUAGGAGUAGGAAAAUAACAGGUGAUGCUGCUUAAUUUGCUUAUGGGUGUAAAUCCAGCACACGAUAGGAGGUUCAAUACAGGAAUCUCGUUGUUACUACGUGGCGCGUGCAUGCGAGCGAGACAGACAACUCACGCGCGCUCCCUUACUCUUCAACGGCUUGCGGACAUUUAGAUAAAGUGAGGGGAAGAGGGGUUUAUUUUUUAGUCUAUGGUCUUAGUUCAGUGCUACUUAUCUUUCACGAUACGGCAGACUCGUCUAAUCGCCAGACAUUGCUUUUUUGCAGUCCUUUAUACACUUUUGGCAUCAAAAAUUAUUGUUUUACACACAAACGUCUUCGCUUCACGUUUCUAACUGGAACCACGUUUUAUAGUACACUUGAGUAACUUUAUUCGUCGGAAUCGAGAAAGUGACUAGUUUAUCAUAAAAAUACAGCUUCGGCUCAUAUUUUAUACGUAGGUUGCCAGGAGCAAAUAAAUAAAGAUAUUCAAGUGCAAUAUAAAUUAUUUAAUAAUACAUUUUAACGUAAAUUCUGCUAGAGGUUUUCAUCGCGGUUUCAAGGUAUUAGGAUAUUUAUUUCAUUCCCUGAAGACUAUAUUUGGUAGUUAAUAUAAUUUAACAGGUCUAUAGAGACGCUAAGUUUACUUUCUGAAGCGCAAUAGACGCUAUUCGCAGCUUAUACAAUUACCAAAGAUUACGAUGUAAAAUUGUAACAAUUUCUUUAAUGAAUUCUUCACAUGCAAUGUAUGUUUUAAUCAUAUUUAUUAUACCGAGUAUUUAUUAUUACAUAAACAAAUGUAUAAACGCAAUAUUUUAGAAACAAUCAAGUAUUGUCUUCUAACUGAUGUCUUCAAUAUGAAAGGAUGUUUAACAUUUCAGUCGUACAAUAAAAAUAGAAACCACAAUAUUAUAGACUAUGCAAAAUCAUAGAUAUGUAGAUCAUAACAUAUACAUACCUAAAUAUAAAUGAAAUAUAUUUAUAAUAAAUACUAAACACAAAAUGAAUAAUAUAGUCUGUGUAAUAAAUUUAAAAAAUACGUUUCUGUUACGCAAGACACGCGAAAAUGUUGAAAAACUAGCAAUAGACGCACCGCAUCGCACUUUACUAUGAUUCUAACCUUUUCUGUCACACACAACCAUCAUUUGCUGGAACGAGAUAACGCGGCGGAAUCAACGAGGCGGUCGGUGUGCGGUCGCACUCCCGCUUUAUCUCGCUCUAACAAGUGAUGGUUCUGUGUGACAGAAAGAGAUAGCAUAGCAAAUUGCGAUGCGAUGUGGCUUAGUUCAACCCUAAGGGUAUCCUCAGGCGUUGCGCAGACCUUGGAUAAUAUCGGAUCUGACAGUUUGUCCGGGACAGUACAACGUAUAGAGCGACAAGGACCUUUGGCACGUGGCCAAACGGACUAACGCAGUUUCCUAAGUACUCCCACUGCAUAAAAUAGGGUAAACAAGUCGAAUCAGUUACUUUUUACUCAGCUGAGACUGCCCUCAAGACCAUGCUCAAGUCCCUGUUUUUAUAUGAGAACUGUCACAUUGACAUGAUCUUGAGGGCAGUCUCGAAGCUGAGGUUAGUUUAUCAAUACAACCCCCCACAUGUUACAUUUUUCUUGAUUAAAUAGAAAAAAGAAAAGGUUUUUUGUCACCUUUAGAUCUGUCUUUAUUUAGUAAUCGGAAUUUCAUAAUUUAUCUUUGACUUAGGAAAUUACCCAAUUGUCAUAUUUUCGUGUCUUUUUCCUUCUUUUUCUUUUCUUUUUUUGAAGUUUCCCGGCACAGGCAUUGUUAUGCUUCCUGCUACUAGUCCCUAAUGUAUUCCACUGUUAAUACAAAUAUGCAAAAUAUUUGUUUUUAUUUUUUUCAUUUAUUUAGCAGUUGCCGGACAUAUAUUUCUAUAUUCUAUUGUCACGCGCAUAUUGUUCGAUCCACUGUUGUCUAACGUUUGUGAUUUUAGGUAGUCUCGCAACAGAAACGCAUCUUAACACGUUGACAGUCCUGUGAUCCAUAUACGGGCCAUGACGGACUAGCUCCAUACGUCCGUGACCCAUACAUGGGUCGCUAAGAAACGACCAAGUACGCACUAAGCUAAGCUGGACUGGUGAUCCACUUGGAUCCUGGGGUAACUUAGCAAAGGUUGAAGUAAUAUGCGGGACUUCCAAGGAAGUCAAAAAAACAUUUUGUAUGGUGACUGUCAACGUGUUAACAGCAAAAGCCUUGCCAUACAGCCUUAAGGCAGUUACUGAAUCUUUCGUCCAGAUAAGACACAUUUAGGUACAAUAAAAGUAACAAUUACAAUACUAUUUGAAACCUUAUCCGCCAUAUUUUUAACAUUCCAUUCCAUACUAUAUUGAUGCUUUUUCUUAUAUAAGUACUCUAUAAAACUCAACAUAAAAUAUAUAACAUCUAUACGACUUAAGGCUGUAUUACUGGCUUAAAAUAAUCUGUAUGAAAACCUCACAGACCCUACUGUGAUAGACGUAUAUAUACGUUAGUUGUUUCUUGACGUAGACGCUGGCCGUUCGUUAACGUAUCGCAAUUCUGUACACGAGUGUACUGCCAAGUUUUGUGAUUUCAACGUUUAUAUCGCCAAAUACUGGAGGGCUGCAAACACUUAUAGCUUUUAGAGUAACUACAAUUGCAAAUUCAUGCUUUAUCUAUAUAUAAAUAAGCUAAGAAAUAGAAUAAACUUUCUUUAUUUCUAAUUAAAUGGUCUAUAUUAGCACCGAAUGUUCGUAAGCACUUUAAUAUUGUAAGCAAAAGAAAUGCUUUCCUGUGCAACAGCUAUUCCAGUAUUUGACAUUUGAGAAUAAAAAUCGUAAAGUAAUAAAGUGUAAAGAAUAAUUAUUAACUAAAUAAGAGGAUUUUCAUAGCUAUAGCCAAUGAAAUUACUACCUUGUGUCCUAUUGCCCAGACAUGUAGAUACAAUAAACUACAAAUGAGCUUAUAAAAUCAAUAAUAUUGAUAUACAAAAUGUAUAUGGUAUCGUUAUUGCAAAUUAUCAGUCAGACAAGGUAGUAAGUACGAAGCAUUUAAUGCAUUAAUAUAGCUUACCGAACCUACGUUAACAUACACCAAUGCAUUUCUCUAUAAACAGCUAAUUUAAUAUGAAACUGGAGUAAACAAUAAUGUACUAAAUAAUAUUUUUAUGACGAUCAAUAAACUAAAAAUCAAUAAGCAAAGGACUUUUACGAGGUGCUUUUUGACACAGCUACUAUACAAUCGCGCCAGACACGCGGUAGCGUGUCAAGCCAAGUUCAAGAAACAGAACUGGCGAGCUGCACCGUGUGCAUUACACGUUACAAUUACGUUGCAGUUACAUUAGUGCGCACCCCUUUCCUAUAUUUCUUGUUUCGCAAUGUGGAAUUGCAAGAAUCGCUGAAAAAAAUCACCUUGUAAAAAUGUCUAAGAAGCAAAAAUGGCGCCGAUUUUGGAGAGACAAAACCUAAUUUAGUCUGCCAAAGCUAAAAAUAUUGCCAUCUUUUACUUACGAUAUGUGCAAGAAAGAGUUAGAGCUAGUUUUAGAACUAAUUUUCUGUGUCUGCUAAAAUCGGCACCAAUAUCUGUCUCCUUCCAAAAUUAAGUUUGAUCAGUACAGUGCUGCUUCAGUUUCUCAGUCGGUCUUCAGCCAGACGGAUUACCGUCACGUCAUAUAAAAUGUUGUAGGCAGUUAAAUAACUUACAAUUAGUUAUUAAGUUCUUCGAGGGUUUAAAAUGUUUAGAUGUAAUUACAGUCUUACCACAGAAAAAAACAAGCGGUCAACAUUUGAGCAGUUUAAAUAUUUGACAACCAAGGAAAGUUCAAUCAUAAUUUGAAAAUUGUUAUUUUUCUUGGCUGUCAAAUUCCUAACCACUUUUCGUUUGGGUUUUUUGUGGUAACACUGAUAAAGUUUGGAGUGACCUGUAGGUUCCCUAGGUGAAUUCCUCAUAAAUGUUUUUCCUAUAGAUACAAAAUUAAUUCGUAAGUUGUGUAAAUAAAAUUUAAAAAUAUAUCGAUUGUUAAGAAUAGAGUAUUAAUGUUAUUCAUUAAUUCAGAAAAUAUAUGAAUUAUAUAGUAAAAUUUCAGUUGUAACAUUCGAUCUCUUAUUUUUACAUAGUUUUAUUUUUCGGUGCUUAUUUUGUUUUAUAAUUAAUCAAGUUAUUUUUGUAUCCCAUUCUGAAUGUGUCAAUUAUGUAUAUUUAUAGCAAUAUCCAGUUUUAAUGCAUUGUAUUAUAGAUUUCAUUCCAUGUUAUGAUCUGAGAAUUGUUAAUUUUAUCUGUAUGAGGGUCAAAGAUUAAAUUCCUAUUAGUUUUUAGUAGAAUGUGCAUUUCGUGUGUCGUAAGUCUUGAUUUAAAGUUCUAACUACCAAAGAGUGAUGUUGACAAAGAAAGUAAAGUACUUACGGAUAACGAUGUUUGAAACAACAGUUCAUACCUGGGGGGUUAAAGUGGCCACAACGAAGCAAUUCAUCUAAGAAAGCAAUAUUGCGAUUUGACAAAAUUCAUCUUAAGAAAGCAAUGCAAACAAAUGUCAAAUCGAUGUGGCCAUUUUAACUCCACUGCUGUUUUAACAUGUCGGGCGUUUUGAUUUAGGCUGAAUGAUGAAAAAUGUAGAUUGAUUACUAACGGGCUGUGAACACUAACCCUAAAGCCACUCAACACAUCACUAACAUUUUCAAUAAGGUAAAAUAAUAACAAAGAUUUAUGAUGGUAGAGUCCGCGCCACGAAAGUCCCGCGGCCGCGUCGCAUUAUCUGCAUCAGGGCUGUUAUGGAUAUGAAAUUUCGGAUACGGAUAAUAAAUUAUUCCGUUAGUUUCGGAUAAUUACGGUUAAGGAUAUUUUUUUUAAGGAAUUUCAAUAGUAAAAUACAAAUAGAUACCUCAUAAAGUGGUUUUAUUGAUAACUACAAAAGUUAUAACGACAAGUUAUAAAUAUGUUAUGACGACAAAAGAAAAAAACAAACAAUGCGCGCGGCUUUUGUCUCGGCCGACAUUAGCAGUGUCCAGCCGAUCAUAACAACUUGUCAUAACGUGUCUCAAUUAGGAUCCGCCCCUAUCCAAUAUUAUCCAAACUUUUAUUUCAGAUUCGGUUACGGAUGAUUUUUUAUAUCGGAUAUCCUAGUUUCGGUUACGGUUACGGAGCUCCCUAACAUCCCUGAUCUGCAUAUAAUUAUUAAACCUUAUCAUUUAGUUCUAUCAAAAUCCGCGGUACUUGGAAUGGUGUGUACUCUACCGAUUCCAGCAGACAAGUUUAAUUUUAUUUUCGUGUGCCAGUUCUAAAAAUCCUCCUGCAUUUGCUAUAAAUGCAAGAAAAGGAGAGCUAAUUUAACUGUCAAUCUAAAAUGAAAUUAAAGUUGUGUCUGGCGGAAUCGACAUUUUUACAGAGAACUUUGCCAGUGCAGAGCAGACUACGAUGGGAAUGCACAAAUUCCGUACUAGAUGUAUGAACGGUGUGUUACAAUAAGUUAGAUAGACAAUUCUAUUCUCAGUAUUUGAAUAAAUACAGAUUUUAACGAA
Messenger RNA from Pectinophora gossypiella (pink bollworm), 8360 nucleotides. RefSeq names its product protein Aster-B-like. The record is from RefSeq and is a predicted model, not a curated record. Gene Ontology annotation, cellular component: plasma membrane; endoplasmic reticulum-plasma membrane contact site; endoplasmic reticulum membrane. Lineage: Eukaryota; Metazoa; Arthropoda; Insecta; Lepidoptera; Gelechiidae. The transcript has 18 exons. The coding region runs from base 148 to 2472 and encodes 774 amino acids. Gene Ontology annotation, biological process: intracellular sterol transport. Gene Ontology annotation, molecular function: sterol binding; sterol transfer activity.